CAUUACCGCGGCGGAGUGAUCCCAUGACGUCAGGCGUGCUGCGGCCGGGCAGUGAUGUGACUGAAGGCCGCCCGUCUAGUGACAACAUGGAGAGGUGCCGAGUUUUGCUGCCCUUCUGCGCGCUGAUUCUCGCCGUGUGCUGGUCCCCAGCAUCAGCCCUGCAAUGUGCAUGCGACCGGUGCGAGAAAGGCAACUUCACAUGCCAGACAGACGGAGUCUGCUUCAAGCAGUUGAUUUUGGAGUCCGCGGAGUCUGUUACCAUGACGAUGCGGUGCAUGGACGCGGAUCGACUCACGCCGCCCGAAAACCCCUUCAUCUGUCAGGACUCGAACAACCCCCGAUUUGCCAUCCGCUGCUGCAGAACGCACGACUUCUGCAAUCGGGAGCUAGACUUGGUCCUGCCCGCUUCCACAACACAAGUAGAAGACCGUGAGUCGCCCGGCGGCUCGGCAGGUUUAGGCACCGUGGAGCUGGCCGCCAUCAUCGCGGGGCCGAUCUGCUUCGCGUGUAUCGUGUUUAUGAUCGUGCUGUUCCUGUGCCAGAAGCGGGGAAACCGUAUGCCGCUGUCCGACCCAGAGGAGAGCAUGGACUCCGACAACCCCCUCAUGCCGCCCGGACACUCACUAAAGGAACUACUGGACGACAUGACUACUUCAGGGUCUGGAUCGGGCAUGAUGCGAGACUGGACCACCUCAGGCUCCGGUUCCGGCCUGCCGUUGCUGGUCCAGCGAACCAUCGCGCGGCAGAUCACCCUGAUGGAGUCCAUCGGGAAGGGAAGGUUCGGCGAGGUGUGCCGAUGGCAGCGUCGCCGUGAAGACUCGUCUCGCGAGGGGUCGUGGUUCCGCGAGGCGGAGAUCUACCAAACGGUCAUGCUCAGACAUGAGAACAUCCUGGGCUUCAUCGCAGAACGGGCAGUGCGCCUGCGCAACCGCGUCGGAACCAAGAGGUACAUGGCUCCGGAGGUUCUGGACGACACGAUCAACAUCACGCACUUCGACUCCUUCAAGCGCGCCGACGUCUACGCUCUCGGCCUCGUCUUCUGGGAGGUCGCCAGAAGAUGCAACGUCGGAGGUAUCUACGAGGACUACCAGCUGCCAUAUUACGACAUGGUGCCCUCUGACCCCUCCAUCGAGGAGAUGCGGAAGGUCGUGUGUGACCUCCGACAGCGACCCAGCGUCCCCAACAGGUGGCAGAGUGAUUUGUGA
Branchiostoma belcheri (Belcher's lancelet) is the source of this 1205-nucleotide messenger RNA. RefSeq names its product TGF-beta receptor type-1-like. Gene Ontology annotation, cellular component: plasma membrane; activin receptor complex. The record is from RefSeq and is a predicted model, not a curated record. Lineage: Eukaryota; Metazoa; Chordata; Leptocardii; Amphioxiformes; Branchiostomatidae. Gene Ontology annotation, biological process: protein phosphorylation; cellular response to growth factor stimulus; activin receptor signaling pathway. Gene Ontology annotation, molecular function: activin receptor activity, type I; ATP binding; activin binding.